This is a messenger RNA of Nicotiana attenuata, 670 nucleotides long. RefSeq lists its product as uncharacterized. The annotation marks the transcript as partial. The transcript has a single exon. The record is from RefSeq and is a predicted model, not a curated record. Lineage: Eukaryota; Viridiplantae; Streptophyta; Magnoliopsida; Solanales; Solanaceae.
AGUCUGUACGCAGACCUUACCCCUACCUAAUGCAGGUAGAGAGACUGUUUCCAAUAGACCCUCGGCUCAGGAAAGGCAAGAAGAAAAAGUGGAAAGUAAGGAAGGAAGGGAAACCCUUGACGGUGAAUUGCUAGCUUUGAGACAGGACGUAGAAAUUGCUGAAGAUGUUAGCUUAGAGGACCUUACAGUUCAAGAUUCUGGUGAUGUUAUAGAGCUUUCUUAUCCUUGUAGAUGUGGUUACUUUAUUGAUUCUUUAGAAUUGGCUGACACGGGUUGUUCAAUAUCCAUAGAAGGGUGUACAGUCUCUUUGCUGACAUCUAAAUCUUUGCCAGCUUCUUUUGUGCUUCCUUGUGGAUCUUGCUCACUUAAAGUUCGCCUACUGAUUAAUGGCGAUACUAGGCUUCACAAAGAUGCUCACGUGUAAUUUUGACUAGUUGGAUUUCUGAUUCAGAAUCUUACUUUGUUUGCUUUUGCUAAUGAUCCAAUCAAAGGAAUAAUUGGAACAAGGGUAUCGAACUUCUUAAUUGCAUUAUUGAUUAGAAAUGAAUUUUCUAACAUUUGACUACGUACCAUUGAAGGAUUUAGUCGCACACUUGAAAGAUAGCCCAUAAAGUCACGGGAAUGAUUGGAUAAUUGGUUUAUAUGGAUCCUUCCUGUGUGAAAGCACAGA